This is a messenger RNA of Penicillium nucicola, 3537 nucleotides long. RefSeq lists its product as uncharacterized. The record is from RefSeq and is a predicted model, not a curated record. Gene Ontology annotation, molecular function: protein binding. The transcript is spliced from 3 exons. The coding region runs from base 1 to 3537 and encodes 1178 amino acids. Gene Ontology annotation, cellular component: nucleus; transcription repressor complex. Gene Ontology annotation, biological process: negative regulation of transcription by RNA polymerase II. NCBI's taxonomy places the organism in Eukaryota, Fungi, Ascomycota, Eurotiomycetes, Eurotiales, Aspergillaceae.
AUGGAUGGUUUAUCGGAAGCGGCGAGCGUUAUCGCGGUCAUUCAACUAACGGGAAGCCUUGUGAAGCUUUGCGGGGGCUACAUUCAAGAGGUUAAAGAUGCACGAGAAAAAAUUUUCACCCUACAACAGGCGAUUUCAGGCCUCCAAGGGACAAUCCAAGACCUGCAGAAAUUCCUUCAAAGUAACGACGGAAAGGCCCUACGUACCUCCUCACAACUAGACCGCGAUAUUGCCGAUUGCAUCUCCGACCUCCGAGCCUUAGAAGCGAGACUUGAUCCAGGAAAAGGAAAGAAGUUAAUGAGCAAGAUGGGAUUACGAGCCUUAAAGUGGCCCCUGAAACGCACACAGGUGGAGGGCGUUAUUCAGAACAUCGAGAGAUAUAAGUCUUUAUUCCUCUUAUCUUUACAGGUGGAUCAAACCCUGCAUAGUUCUCUGAUGGUCAGCGUGGUCCAAGGUAUGGAUCUUGGGAAGUUGGAAGGUGCGAUGGAGGCAGGGUUUGAGUCAUUCUCCGACCGAGACGAAGUCCAAUGUCUCCAAGGCACUCGGACCCAGCUUCUACAGCAGAUAAUGGAUUGGGCUAUGUCGCCGUCCCAAAAAAGCAUUUUCUGGUUAAAGGGAAUGGCUGGGACAGGAAAAUCCACAAUAUCUCGGACUGUGGCAAGGUCGCUCAAGGACACUAAUUAUCUAGGUGCCAGCUUCUUCUUUAAGAGGGGUGAAGGGGACCGAGGGAACGCGAAGAAGUUUUUCCCGACAUUAAUAAGGCAACUGAUGCUUAUGAUUUCUGAGCUGAGGUCUGGUGUGCACAAGGCACUCCACGAUGACCCUGACAUUAUAUCAAAAUCGUUGAGGGAGCAGUUUGAGAAACUACUCCUUCAACCGCUGCUCGAUCUUGACCAACUCGGCCGACAACCUCAAACCGCUGUGAUAGUGAUCGACGCUUUGGACGAAUGCGAACAUGACCAAGAUGUCCGAAACAUCAUUCGAUUACUGGCUCUUCUACAGAAGGCAAAAUCGGUUCGUCUUCGGAUCUUCUUGACUAGCAGACCCGAACUCCCAAUCAGCCUCGGCUUUUCAGAGAUCGCGGCUCAUGGGUAUCAGGAUCUAGCUCUACAUGAGAUACCCGAAGAAGUGACGGAACAUGACAUACAUUUAUUCCUGCAGGACCGAUUUGCGAGAAUCAAACAUGACAGAAAUAUUUCCCAAGACUGGCCGGGCGAUGACGUCAUCCAAAAAUUGGUCACGAUGUCCGUUCCAUUGUUUAUUUCGGCUGCCACGGUGUGCCGUUACAUCGAAAAUGCAAAAUGGGAAUCCAAAUUGCGCCUCGCAGAGCUUCUAACGGACCAAGCUAAAUAUAUAUCGAAAAUGGAUAAGACUUACCUGCCAAUUUUGACGCGACUACUGGACGAUCAAGAGAGUGAUGAAUCGGAGCAGCAGCAGCUCCUGCAAGAGUUCCAGGACAUAGUCGGUGUCAUAAUCCUUCUCGCUGAUCCACUUUCUAUCAAUGCCCUGUCGCUGUUUCUUGAGAUAGGAGCAGACCAGAUCAGCAAUCGAUUGGAUUUAUUCCGCUCUGUUUUGAGCAUUCCCGGUGACCGAGAUCGGCCUGUUAGGAUUCUACAUCUAUCAUUUCGGGAUUUUUUGGGCGACGAUAAUUCUGUAAUAUCGAAUUUUCUGCAUGAUGGAACGCGCUUUGUUCUGAAAAACCACCAGAUAGCCAACGAAGCACCGCUCCAGAUUUAUUGCGCAGGGCUAGUCUUUAUACCUCGAACGACAAUAAUUCGCAGAGAGUUCAAGUCGGAGCUUCCAAGUUGGAUAUGCCAGUUCCCACAAGUUAAUGAAAAAUGGAGUGCAGAAUUACAGACUCUCGAGGGCCAUUCGGGCCUGGUCAGCUCGGUGGCCUUCUCGCCCGACGGCCGGCUGCUGGCGUCCGUCUCUUGGGAUAACACAGUGCGGCUCUGGGACACGGCGACGGGCGGCCUCCAGCAGGCUCUCGAGGGCCAUUCGGACUGGGUCAACUCGGUGGCCUUCUCGCCCGACGGCCGGCUGCUGGCGUCCGGCUCUUACGAUAACACCGUGCGGCUCUGGGACACGGCGACGGGCGGCCCGCAGCAGACUCUCGAGGGCCAUUCGGACUGGGUCAACUCGGUGGCCUUCUCGCCCGACGGCCGGCUGCUGGCGUCCGGCUCUGGGGAUAACACAGUGCGGCUCUGGGACACGGCGACGGGCGGCCUCCAGCAGGCUCUCGAGGGCCAUUCGGGCCCGGUUUCCUCGGUGGCCUUCUCGCCCGACGGCUGGCUGCUGGCGUCCGGCUCUGGGGAUAACAUAGUGCGGCUCUGGGACACGGCGACGGGCGGCCUGCAGCAGGUUCUCGAGGGCCAUUCGGGCUGGGUUUCCUCGGUGGCCUUCUCGCCCGACGGCCGGCUGCUGGCGUCCGGCUCUGGGGAUAAGACCGUGCGGCUCUGGGACACGACGACGGGUGGCCUGCAGCAGGCUCUCGAGGGCCAUUCGGGCCCGGUUUGGUCGGUGGCCAUCUCGCCCGACGGCCGGCUGCUGGCGUCCGGCUCUGGGGAUAUGACCGUGCGGCUCUGGGACACGGCGACGGGCAGCCUCCAGCAGGCUCUCGAGGGCCAUUUGGGCUGGGUCAACUCGGUGGCCUUCUCGCCCGACGGCCGGCUGCUGGCGUCCGGCUCUGGGGAUAACACAGUGCGGCUCUGGGACACGGCGACGGGCGGCCUGCAGCAGGCUCUCGAGGGCCAUUCGGGCCCGGUUUCCUCGGUGGCCUUCUCGCCCGACGGCCGGCUGCUGGCGUCCGGCUCUUACGAUAACACCGUGCGGCUCUGGGACACGACGACGGGCGGCCUGCAGCAGGCUCUCGAGGGCCAUUCGGGCCCGGUUUGGUCGGUGGCCUUCUCGCCCGACGGCCGGCUACUGGCGUCCGGCUCUGACGAUAUGACCGUGCGGCUCUGGGACACGACGACGGGCGGCCUGCAGCAGGCUCUCGAGGGCCAUUCGGGCCCGGUUUGGUCGGUGGCCUUCUCGCCCGACGGCCAGCUGCUGGCGUCCGGCUCUGGGGAUAAGACCGUGCGGCUCUGGGACACGACGACGGGCGGCCUGCAGCAGGCUCUCGAGGGCCAUUCGGGCCCGGUUUCCUCGGUGGCAUUCUCGCCCGACGGCCGGCUGCUGGCGUCCGGCUCUGGGGGUAAGACCGUGCGGCUCUGGGACACGGCGACGGGCGGCCUGCAGCAGACCUUGAACACUAAGGGAAUCGUCAACGAACUCGCCUUUUCUCAAGAGGGUCCAUAUCUAAUCACUAACUUGGGCACCCUUGAUGUUCAGUCCGGGCACGAAAAUCUUGCUUCUAAUUCAACCCGCAAGAAUCCGGCGAUCUGCAUUGAGCAAGGGCGGUGGAUAAACAUGAACGGCAAAAAUGUACUAUGGCUUCCUCCUGACUUUCGGUCUAGAUGUUCCGCGAUUAAUGGGGAUUCACUUGCCUUAGGACACGUAUCAGGGCGGGUUUCUUUCCUACGAUUUCGUCUAUAG